AAUAAAUAAAAUAUAACAAUAAAAUUGGUAUUAUUGAAAGUUAUGUCGGAUGUUACAAAAUGGUGUAGAAAACCGAUUGUACGUUUCGAUUUUAUAUGUUUCCUUUAAUGUUUUGUAAAACCACUGAAAACGAAUACCAAAAUUGCUAUUUGGUAAUUCGUUAGUAACAAGCGACGGGCACACUUAGCAGCUUAAUCUCCGCCAGCAAGAAGCACUCAAAUUUGAAUUUUGAAAACAUCAACAGAAAUAAAAAAAUGUAUGUGAUUUCCACUUCCAAGAAGACCGUGCUCUCCGAUUUCGCCGAUCUGGAGACAAAGUCUGAGUAUGUUCACCAAAGUUCCGAGCCGACGGAUUUCCAAUUCAAUGGCCAGCGGCGGGUUUUCGUCGAGGUGGAUAAAAUGGCGGGCUUAGCGGUCAUGCGAAUCAAGGAGAAGGAAGGAAGGGGACCCGAGAUACAACGUGUCCGGAAACUGACCAUCGACAAUGCUUUCUGUGUGGCGUGUGCCAAGCAAUCGUUGGAGGAGAUUGCCGUGGGCCAGAGCGGUUGUGUCAAGCUGUAUAACUUUCGGACAGCGCAGCUGAUCCACCGGUUUCCGGCAGAUCCGCAGAGGAGCACUGUUCUCUACAUGGACUACAACAACACCGAUGAGUAUAUAGCCGCCGUUCGCGAUGGCGGGGAUAUUAGUAUUCUAGGCACCAAGACCAAACAGAAGACUAACACUUUUACCAUAGAUGGCGACUCCACUCUUGUACGUUUUCAUCCGAGCAAGCGUUUUCACCUGUCGAUCGCCUCAUACAAAGGCGCCGUGACCGUGUAUGAUGUGCAGGGCAUGCGGAAGGUCUUUCACGCCAGCGAGGCGCACAGUGCUCCCUGCCGGGACAUCAGCAUGUGUGCAUCCCAGCCUGCGCUGCUGGUCAGCGUGGGCUACGAUUGCAAAAUAAACAUCUUCGACAUCCGACGGAAUAGGGCUCAGGCUUCCACUGAUCGCUUGUCCUACUCCCAUCCGCUUUCAACGGUGGCACUGAGUGAAUGUGGGACUUACCUGUGUGCUGGAAACCUUAAAGGUGAAUUGAUAGCCUAUGAUAUGAGAAACACAACUGCUCCGUUGGCUGUGAGGAAUGCACACGAAGCGGCAGUGACCCGGGUGGCUUUUGUGCCUAUACCAAGCGGAAUAAAUCAACAGAAUGGCAGCUUUAAUAGUUCAGGAAAUGCAACUGAAUUGGUAACCGAAGCACCUCGUGUAGAACGUUCUUCCAGUGAUGAGCUGCGAAAAUCAAUUGCCGCUAGUUUGCUGAACACCCAGCAGCAACUAAACAGUAUAGCCAGUCUCGGUUUUGGCGUGGCGGCUUCUGCAAGUGUUCGUAGGGAUUCCUUCUGCGAUUUUUUAGAUGCCCAAGGUCCGAAGGCUGUGGAUCGCAUGUCUACUCGGUUGGGUUCUUCUUACAGGGACAGCUUUGACUGGGAGACCCUUAAUCGAAAGCCGACUCACAAUGAAACUGCCCAACGUCAGAGUUUUUGCCCUCCAGUGGGAUCAGGUGUCAGCUCGGUGGACAGUUCCUGCAACAGUUCCACCACGGAGUCACUUCAACAGGCAUUAAGCGGCCCACUCAAGGAUAAGAGCAACAUCUCUGCCGAGGGAAAGCUCAUGAUAAUUGCCGAGACCGAUGAGCACAGCGAGGAACAGUUGGGUAAUAUUUCUGAAGCCAGUAGCACAGGUGCAGGGAGUGACAAGGAGAAUCCCCCGCCAGUGGACGCCGAAUUGAAACGUCGUUUGCGUUUGCUUUCGGCCAGUAGGAACAGUACGCCGCAUCAUGCAAAUGUCACACCACUAUCCUCAAACCCACAGUUGAAGCCUCAGCAGUUGCUGGCAAAAUCAUCAAGCGGACUAUCUGCACAAAUGGAUGCAGACUUGCGCAGGGAAUUUAGCGAGCUAAAGGAGUUUGUAGAUCAACGCUGCGGACAGAUGGAGCGGGAACUGGAAUACAUUGCCCAGUUCAAUCAGCGACAUUUAGCCACCAAGAUGACAAACUACAUGAAUCAGCAGAUGGAAAACACAAGAGAGAUGCGCGACGCCCUGGCCUUACUCCUCCGAGGAGAUAGCUUCAUGCAAGAGUUUUCGCGCCUACAAUAUGAAAAUGAAAUGUUGAGAGCUAAGGUGAAGUUCUAUCAGGAGCAGGAGCAAACCGAAUCCUGUGGAGAAUAAACUUUAGUACUUUAACAUCUUUUUAAUGUUUCAAUUAUUUAUUUAAAUAUUCUUGGUAUUGUAUCUAAUUAGUUGUUAUUUUUGAAUCCCAAGAAACAUUAUUGAAAUACGCAAAGCGUCAAAGAAAUUUAAGUUAAUAUAUGAAGAUAAAUGUAUAAGUGAAGAAUUUUGCAGUUAAGUCUGAGAUAUAAGAUCCUAUAUAGAAAAUAAUGUUAAUGCAUUUCUAAUACGGCCUUUAAAAAUCUUUUAAUUUGUUUUCUACAAAACUUUAUUAUAAUGUUAUCAAAUGUUUAUAGCGAUAGUUAAUUUUUUUUUGUAAUAUAUUAUACUUUUAUACACUUUUA
Drosophila eugracilis is the source of this 2548-nucleotide messenger RNA. RefSeq lists its product as uncharacterized. Gene Ontology annotation, cellular component: pericentriolar material; spindle pole; ciliary basal body. Gene Ontology annotation, molecular function: gamma-tubulin binding. NCBI's taxonomy places the organism in Eukaryota, Metazoa, Arthropoda, Insecta, Diptera, Drosophilidae. The transcript is spliced from 4 exons. The record is from RefSeq and is a predicted model, not a curated record. The coding region runs from base 255 to 2204 and encodes 649 amino acids. Gene Ontology annotation, biological process: mitotic cell cycle; microtubule nucleation.